AGACUUGGAGGAGGAAUCGAAGAAAGAAGGAGAGACUUGGAGGAGGAAUCGAAGAAAGAAGGAGAGACUUGGAGGAGGAAUCGAAGAAAGAAGGAGAGACUUGGAGGAGGAAUCGAAGAAAGAAGGAGAGACUUGGAGGAGGAAUCGAAGAAAGAAGGAGAGACUUGGAGGAGGAAUCGAAGAAAGAAGGAGAGACUUGGAGGAGGAAUCGAAGAAAGAAGGAGAGACUUGGAGGAGGAAAUGAUGUUUAUUCGGACGAAGGUGGACUGGAGAUUGUCGUUGCUGUUGCUCGCGGCGAUGGGACGGAUCGGGGCGAGCGUGAAGGGGGAUGUUCGAGGGAAGAGGCAGGCCCUGUAUCCACCGCCCCUCGUUUAUCCUCUCGGCGGUGUUUUGAAGCUCGUGGUGGGGUUCGCGAUGCCGGUGCAGGUCUCGGGCCAGAUUUUGUCAUACGGCCAAAACAUUCAGUUUCAAUACAUGUUGCCAAACAACGCCACCUUCUUCACCAACUACUUCGAAGACUCGUCACGAAGACGACGUAGAGCGGGUUGGAGCGAGAGGCUCCCUGUAUACGACAUUCUUCAACGUGAACUUGACAUGCGUAACGUGGACGGGAAAGCUUGCUUGAAGAAAAAUAUCUGCGAAGCGGCAUCGACAUCGUUGAGGGACCAGGGAUUGGUCGGCGAAUUGUUGCACUUGUUGUUAACGCCGGACGAAGGAGACGCUUUCACGAUGGACUACGAAUAUUUAGAAGCGGCCGCGCUUGGAAGAAGGGGGAAUAAUUGCUCGAUGAUUUAUCCCACGUGUCCUCCUGGCCAAGGAAUUUUAGACAGAAUAUCCACGAUUUAUUGAGUAUCGUAACGAUAAGAUGUUAUCGUUGUACAUUGUGCACACAAUAUCCAUCAUUAUUCGUUGGAGCGCACUCUCCUCAACGCCUCCAUUUUCUUCCUCGACCUAGUUACAUCCGGCCUCGCGCCCGGGUUACUGUGCUACGCUUCUCCUUCACCCUCUCUCUCUCCCUCUCUCCUUCUCUCUCUCUGCUUUUAUCAACCAAACCUUGAUGCACGACUGUUUUCGUCGUUACAUCGCAUCUCUGCUAUGCAAUAAACGGGUUGGCACGUUCGACUUUUUAUCGAGAAUUUUCUUGUCGAUUAAGAAUGCCGGCGAAAUAAUCUCAUUUCUCGAAGCACCCGUUUUAAAUUAAAUACGACACUCUUUGACGGAUCCGCCUCUCUAUCGAGUUCGUUUAAUCGCUCGUUUCACCCUUGGCGUCUUGGGCUCGCGUCGCGUUAAAGAGGAGAUUAAUCGACGAGAGGAAAAAAAUAUAUAUAUAUAUAGAGAGAGGGAGAGAGAAGGAGAAAAGGGGAAGGAAACUUUGUACUACAGCUCCGAGAUUAGAUUCAUAAAUACGUUGGGGAGAAGAUAAGUGUGCGUAACGCGGUACGCGGGAUAAUUUGUUAUUAAACCCCCGAGUUUUACGGGUAUUUUGGAUGCGCGCAAUGGAGUUAUUUCAACCGGAAGUUAAACCCAAGGUAGGUCGGUUUGAACAAAGUUGAUUUAACCUAACAGGGGCGGAUGUUAUGCGGGAACUAAAACUCGAGAGAAUUUUCUUAUUUCAACAUCAACAUCCGUAUUACCGCUUCUUUCGUCUUCUUUGAAAAUCCUCGUGCUUCGCCCUAUUUCUUCUAUAUUUUUUUUCUCUUUCCCUUCCCACUCUCCACCCCCUCCUCUCCAAAUCGUGUGUAGUUGACUGCAUUUUCACUCACGCCAGGUUUAAUGAACCGUUCGAAUAAGCGUAAUUCGUAUAUGUACAGAGAAAAUACGGAUUUUCAAAAAGACACGAAACGAAACGGAACGGAACGAAACGGAACGAAUUCUUGCCUCUCCCCUCUUCCAUUCUGCGAUAUUCGAUUCGCCGUUUGAUUGAAUUUGUA
Messenger RNA from Apis mellifera (honey bee), 1931 nucleotides. RefSeq lists its product as uncharacterized. The transcript is spliced from 4 exons. NCBI's taxonomy places the organism in Eukaryota, Metazoa, Arthropoda, Insecta, Hymenoptera, Apidae. Bases 241 to 849 code for a protein of 202 amino acids. The record is from RefSeq and is a predicted model, not a curated record.